AUGGUAUCGGUGAAGAACAUCGUCAUUGCAGCUUCCCUGCUUCUUAAUGGGGUCGUUGCUGCACCAGUCUUGGAUCGCGAGCAGGGCGCUGCUGCCGUCGACAUACGCGCCAUUGAUAAAAUCCCCGUUCAGUCUCGCAAUCUGAACGAAGCCCCUGUGGCCGCGUUCGGGGUCAGUAAGGCUAAGGACCAAAAGGCGAAGACGCCUGCACCCAAGCCAAAGACGCCUGCACCCAAGCCAAAGACGCCUGCACCCAAGCCAAAGACGCCUGCACCCAAGCCAAAGACGCCUCAGCCUCAACCCAAGCCCAAGCCCAAGCCCACGACCCCUCAGCCUACGAAGCCAAAGACCUGCAAGCUUAAGAAGCCACGUAGUCUGGAGCGCCGCGAAGGCCCUCUCAAGCCAGCAAAGAGUGCUAAAGACAUCAAUGAGGACAUGUACGUCCUGUCAGCGACCGGGGAGGUAGUUGUCACCAACUUGAGUGGCUGUACUGCUCUCUUCCUCUGGGAUGAUAAAGACAGGCCUUCCGUUUUCCAUAUCUUCUGCGGCGAUGAGACCGCAAAAGCUUGGGAAGCAAUCGACAAAGUAGGAAGGGCUGCAAAGGCAUACUCUAUCGUAGCUUCGAAAGAGAGCAGAUACAAGAACACGAAGAAGGAGAUCGUGAAUUAUGCAGAGAACGAAGGAUGGCCUGCACUUAAGGAGGAUAUUCAGGGCCUCUAUGAUUUAGACGCAACUAGCAAGACUGUCCUUAAGCUUAUUGCCAAGGCUGGAAGCAGGACUAUUACACCUAUAAGAUACCCGAACCCUAAUUGUCAGUAA
Boeremia exigua is the source of this 819-nucleotide messenger RNA. RefSeq lists its product as uncharacterized. The transcript has a single exon. The coding region runs from base 1 to 819 and encodes 272 amino acids. The record is from RefSeq and is a predicted model, not a curated record. Lineage: Eukaryota; Fungi; Ascomycota; Dothideomycetes; Pleosporales; Didymellaceae.